Molecule: messenger RNA, 1889 nt
Organism: Helianthus annuus (common sunflower)
Lineage: Eukaryota; Viridiplantae; Streptophyta; Magnoliopsida; Asterales; Asteraceae
Product: putative pentatricopeptide repeat-containing protein At1g09680
Exons: 1
Coding region: 71-1879 (602 amino acids)
Molecular function (GO): protein binding
Source: RefSeq, a predicted model, not a curated record
CACUCGGCUCGGCUCGUAAACAACCCUACUGUCCUACCAACAAAGAUAUAGAUGUUGAGUUCGAGGGUGUAUGCAGAGUCAAGACAGCACAUUCGUGUAUACGAGUAUGCGCAGCUUCAGAACACCCCAACUCCAAUUCCUCCGCCGUGUUUCCUCCAUCUCCGCCCCCUUUGCCACCCGCUGCUACUCUUCAUUCAACAAUACUGACCCACUCCUCACCACUCUCUCCGAAGCCAUCGCCAACAACUCCAUCCCACUCGAGACCUCCAUUCGCACCCUCCUCCCAUCUCUCAAACCCUCCCACAUCAUCCACCUUAUCACCACCAACCCCCACUCUCUUUCCCCACACGCCCUCUUCUCCUUCUUCCAAUGGCUCUCAACUCGCCCCCCUUUUCGUCACACCCUCCAAUCUUACUUCACCAUGAUCACGCACCUCUCAGCUCAUCACAUGUAUCCACAAGCCCAAUCUCUACUCCAUAUCAUAGUCUCACAAAAAGGCAAACACUCUGCUACUUCCGUCUUUCAAGCAUUUGUACAAACACAAGGUACCCAACAUGAAUCACACCACGAUUUUGUGCUUAAUUCUUUGAUCAACUGUUAUGUGGAUAAUGGGUUUGUUUCCGAUGCUGUUCAGUUAAUUAGGCUUGCAAAGGAGAAGAAUUUUAGGGUUUGUUUCGAGUGUUAUGAUCGAGUUUUUGAGUGUUUGUUGAAGUCGAAUAACAAUGUGGGUGCUUGGGGUUUUUAUUUGGAGGUUUUGGGAUGUGGGUAUUCUCCGAAUGUAUAUGUUUUUAAUAAGUUGAUGCAUAGGUUUGUGAAGGAAGGUAUGGUUUAUGAUGCGAACAAGGUGUUCGAUGAAAUGCCUAAGUGGGGGGUGAGGCCGAGUUUGGUUAGUUUUAAUACUUUGUUGAAUGGGUAUUGUAAAUUAGGGAAAUUGAGUGAAGGGUUUAGGUUGAAGAAGGUUAUAGUAGAGAAUGGGCUUGUACCGGAUGUGUUUACUUACAGUGUUAUGAUUAAUGGGUUGUGUAAAGGAGGUAAGUUAGGUGACGCGCAUCAGCUGUUCGAUGAAAUGUGUAAAAGAGGUUUGAACCCAAAUGAUGUUAUAUUUACCACGCUGAUUAAUGGGUUGUGCAGAAAUGCGAAGGUCGAUUUGGCUAUGCAAAUGUACGGUAAAAUGGUGGUUAGAGGUGUGAAAGCGGAUUUGAUUACUUUUAACACACUUAUUAAUGGCCUUUGCAAGAGCGGUAGAAUAACCGAAGCUAGGUAUCUAAUAGAUGAAAUGACCCGGGUAGGAUUAAAAGCCGACAAAGUUACAUACACGUCUCUUCUUGACGGGUGUUGCAAAGAGGGAAAUUUGGAUAUGGCACUUGGGGUUAAGGAGAAAAUGGUGAAUGAAGGCGUCGAGCUUGAUAAUGUGACAUUCACAGCACUAAUAUCGGGCUUAUGCAGGGAAGGAUUAGUCAUAGAGGCAGAAAAGACGUUGAGGGAAAUGAGGAAGUCGGGUUUGAAAACCGAUGCUGCAACUUACACCAUGGUUAUUGACGGGUUCUGUAAGAAGGGUGACGUUAAGACGGGGUUCCAUUUGCUAAAGGAGAUGCGUCGGGAUGGAGUUAUACCAGGAGUUAUAACAUAUAACGUGCUGAUGAUCGGGUUGUGUAAACUUGGGCAGUUGAAAAAUGCAAAUAAGUUGUUGCGAUCGAUGCUUGAUUUGGGUGUGCUUCCAGAUGACAUAACGUAUAAUAUUCUUUUGGAUGGUCAUUGUAAAUAUGGUGAUCCAGAAUUGUUUGAGAAAUUGAGUAGUGAAAAAGGACUUAUUAGUGAUUAUGCUUCUUAUAUCUCUUUAGUUGAAGUGUCUACUAAACAUUAUUAUUAUAAGAGAUGACGUUUGUUCA